GAGCUGUUGCAGCAGCGCUGAGAGGACCAGCCAUUUUACUUAUGGAAAGCAGUGUGGCAUAGAGCUUCACGGUGGAAGAAGCAUUUUUUUUUUUUUAAAUCUCUUGAACCACAAUGGGCAUGCUAAUGCACAAUCAUUGCAGCCACGUGUGCCUGCAAGCUGCCCCUGCGACAAGCUGUUGACUGCUGUUGCAAUUAGCUGAUUGGAGAACGGGGAAUGCAGGGUGAUAAUGCCGCGUAUCAGCUCGCGGGCAGCAGCAGGAAAGGGUUUUGUCUCGGGAAGGCAAGCCUUCACCGCACAGUUAUCUCAGCAGCUCCCCAACUGAGAGAACCGGGGCUCUGAAAAGAGGGUGCCUCCCUCUGCUAGCACAGGUCCUGUGCGAGGCUGGGCUCGCAGGUCUGGGAAAGCAGGUGUGUGCUCGGAUGGGCACUGGGCUGGAACGCAGGCAGCCGCUCUCGGGUUCACCUGCUUCCUGUGAACAGACUGUUAGCUCCAAGCUUCUGCUCCCUCUCCGGCACGCUGAAGCUGAGUCUGAGAAAGGGGCUCCGGGCAUCUCACUUGACUGACGAAGACACUUGGAUUGGACUUAAUCUUAAACCUCUGGAGGUCAAGACCUUUUUUAAAAAGGGCUAAAUAAACAAUCUCUACACGGAAAAAGGCCACUGACUCCUGCUUCCUCUGCUGGAGCAACCGUGAAGUUCAGCCUCUUCAAGAGCCAGCCUAGGACAGACUCAUAUACCCUUCUGAUCUGGGUGCAUUUCUUCAGAAGGAAAACUGAAGACUUUAAUAACAAACCCUUCCAGGUGAAAAUGAAUACAGAUAGCGGUGGGUGUGCUCGCAAGCGUGCGGCCAUGUCUGUCACAUUAACAUCUGUGAAGAGAGUUCAAAGUUCGCCAAACCUGUUGGCUGCAGGGCGUGAUUCUCAGUCUCCAGACUCAGCGUGGAGAUCUUACAGUGAUGGAAAUCCAGAGACACUGAACGGAGAUACCGCAUAUUCCUCUCUUGCAGCAAAAGGUUUUAGAAGCGUCCGACCAAACCUGCAAGACAAAAGAUCACCAACCCAGAGCCAGAUAACCAUCAAUGGCAACUCUGGUGGUGCUGUGAGUCCAGUCAGUUACUAUCAAAGGCCAUUCUCCCCUUCCGCGUACUCCCUUCCAGCCUCACUCAACUCCAGCCUUAUCAUGCAGCAUGGCAGAUCGCUUGAUUCUGCAGAGACCUAUUCCCAGCAUGCCCAGUCUCUGGACGGCACCAUGGGAGGCUCCAUCCCACUCUACAGAUCCUCAGAGGAAGAAAAGAGAGUGACAGUUAUCAAAGCCCCGCAUUACCCAGGGAUCGGCCCCGUGGAUGAGUCCGGCAUCCCCACAGCCAUUAGAACGACAGUCGACCGGCCGAAGGACUGGUACAAGACAAUGUUUAAGCAAAUUCAUAUGGUCCACAAGCCGGAUGAGGACACAGACAUGUAUAAUACUCCUUACACAUACAACGCAGGUCUGUACAACUCACCCUACAGCGCUCAGUCACACCCUGCUGCGAAGACCCAGACGUACAGACCCCUUUCCAAAAGUCACUCGGACAACGGCACAGACGGUUUCAAGGAGAUGCCCUCCCCAGUGCCUCCCCCACAUGUCCCACCACGACCAAGAGAUCAAUCUUCGACCGAAAAGCAUGACUGGGACCCUCCAGACAGAAAAGUGGACACCAGAAAAUUCCGAUCAGAGCCAAGGAGCAUUUUUGAAUAUGAACCUGGGAAGUCAUCCAUUCUGCAGCAUGAAAGACCCCCCCCUGUCCCACCAACUCCGACACCUGUUCCCAGGGAACCCAGCCGGAAGCCUCUCUCUGUGUCACCCUCAACAGAUGGCCUGCGUAGCCCUUCCCCUCCACCCCGGAGCUGUGUCCCCGCACCCCGUCAGAGUCCGAGCGCCCCAGCUCUCUCUCCCACCCGGACUGGUCGCAUAAAUCCAGAUGACAUAGACUUAGAAAAUGAACCCUGGUAUAAAUUCUUUUCAGAACUGGAGUUUGGACGCCCGCCUCCUAAAAAGGCUCUGGAUUAUGUUCAAGAUCAUUCUUCCGGUGUUCCCAACGAGGCCUCCAUCUAUCAGCCCUCCAUUGACAGAAGCCUAGAAAGACCUAGCAGUUCCGCGAGCAUGGCUGGGGACUUUCGGAAGCGGAGGAAGAGUGAACCUGCAGUGGGUCCACCCAGAGGCCUGGGGGAGCAGAGUGUGAGCAGGACCAGCCCAAGCCGGGCGGACCUCCCAGGAUCAAGCUCCACAUUUACGAAGUCUUUCAUUAGCUCGUCUCCUUCCUCUCCCUCAAGAGCCCAAGGUGGGGACGAUAGCAAAAUGUGUUCAUCCCUUUGCAGUCACUUGGGGCUCAAUGGCGCCCCCUCUGGUGAGUUAGAGUACUGUAGCGCUUAUAGACAGCAUUUGGAUGUCCCCCGGGACUCUCAAAGGGCCAUCACCUUCAAGAAUGGCUGGCAAAUGGCCCGGCAAAAUGCGGAGAUCUGGAGCAGCACGGAAGAGACCGUGUCCCCCAAAAUCAAAUCGCGUAGCUGCGAUGAUCUCCUGAAUGACGAUUGCGACAGCUUCCCAGACCCUAAAGCCAAGUCAGAAAGUAUGGGUUCUCUGUUAUGCGAGGAAGACUCCAAAGAGAGCUGCCCCAUGGCGUGGACUUCCCCCUAUAUCCAGGAAGUGUGUGUUAACGGCAGAUCCAGAAUCAAACACAGGUCAGCCCAUAAUGCCCCGGGGUUCCUCAAAAUGUACAAGAAGAUGCAUCGCAUCAACCGCAAGGAUUUGAUGAAUUCGGAGGUAAUUUGCUCCGUGAAGUCCAGGAUACUGCAGUACGAAAACGAGCAGCAGCAUAGGGGUCUGCUCCAUGGUUGGAGCCAGUCUUCCACCGAGGAGGUGCCCAGGGACAUGGUACCCACCCGCAUUUCGGAAUUUGAAAAGCUGAUACAGAAGUCCAAAUCCAUGCCCAAUCUAGGGGAUGAGAUGUUGUCUCCCAUCACCCUAGAACCCCAACAAAACGGCCUGUGUCCCAAGAGACGAUUUUCUAUUGAGUCUCUGCUGGAAGAAGAAACUCAGGGUAGACAGCCUUCUCAGGGUCAGCGAAACUGCAAGUCUAAAACCCUGGUGCCCAUCCACAUCGAAGUCACCAGCGACGAGCAACCCAGAGCUCACAUAGAGUUUUCCGACAGUGACCAAGAUGGAGUUGUGUCUGACCACAGCGACUACAUUCACGUAGAAGGGUCAUCCUUUUGCAGCGAAAGCGAUUUCGACCAUUACUCCUUUACAUCCUCGGAAAGCUUCUAUGGUUCCAGCCAUCACCACCACCACCAUCACCACCACCAUCACCGGCACCUCAUCAGCUCCUGCAAAGGCCGCUGUCCAGCCUCUUACACUCGGUUUACCACAAUGCUAAAACAUGAACGAGCUAAGCAUGAGAACACGGACCCACCCAGGAGGCAAGAAAUGGACCCCGGCCUGUCUAAACUUGCAUUUCUAGUCAGCCCCGUGCCUUUCCGAAGGAAAAAGAUUUUGACUCCCAAAAAACAGACUGAACAGGCAAAAUGCAAAGCCUCCGUAGUCGAGGCUCUGGACUCUGCCCUUAAGGACAUCUGUGACCAAAUAAAGGCUGAAAAAAGGAGGGGGAGCCUGCCAGACAACAGCAUACUGCAUAGGCUUAUCAGCGAGCUGUUGCCAGAGAUCCCGGAGAGGAAUUCAUCCCUUAAUGCUCUAAAACGGAGCCCUGUGCACCAGCCUUUCCACCCACUGCCUCAAGAUGGUGCUAUUCAUUGUCCACUGUACCAAAACGACUGUGGGAGGAUGUCUCACAGUGCCUCUUUCCCAGACGUGGACGCAACCAACAACAGCUACCAUGCCCAGGAUUACGGUAGUGAGCUGAGUUUCCGAGACCAUGAGUCCCCUAGAAGUUACUCAUCUACUUUGACUGACCUGGGAAGAAGUGUAUCACGGGAACGAAGAGGAACUCCAGAAAAAGAGAAAUUGCCUGCAAAAGCCGUCUAUGAUUUCAAAGCUCAGACAUCUAAGGAGCUAUCAUUUAAGAAAGGAGAUACUGUCUACAUCCUCAGGAAAAUUGACCAGAACUGGUACGAGGGGGAGCACCACGGGAGAGUGGGCAUUUUCCCAAUCUCAUACGUAGAGAAACUGACUCCUCCAGAGAAAGCACAGCCCGCUAGACCACCACCCCCAGUCCAGCCUGGAGAGAUUGGAGAAGCCAUAGCCAAAUACAACUUCAAUGCAGACACAAACGUGGAGCUCUCCCUGCGAAAGGGCGAUAGGAUUAUUCUUCUUAAAAGAGUUGAUCAAAACUGGUAUGAAGGCAAGAUCCCAGGAAGCAACAGGCAAGGCAUCUUCCCUGUUUCCUAUGUAGAAAUCAUCAAGAAGAACGCACAAGGUGCCGACGACUACCCCGACCCUCCCAUACCCCACAGCUACUCUAGCGAUAGAGUCCACAGCCUAAGCUCCAACAAGUUGGCUUCCAGUGAACAGACCUGUCUUCCUGUAUUUAAUGCUCUGCCCAGCAUAGAGAAAGAAGACCUACAGGGAACUGCCCAAGAGUGGCUAUCCCUGACAGACUGGUGUCCGCCAGCAAACCCAUUGGCUCCAACACCAUCCUCUGUCCUCGACAACUUCUUGGUUGAAUUAGCGAAGUUUAGCGCUUUAACCUUAUCAUCUGACCAGGCCAAACCGAACAUUCCAGACCAGGUCAUCCUUGAAAUUAAGGAGGAGCCCUCUAACCUCCCCCUCUCACUACCUCCAGCAUCUCUACCAGUCAAAUCACCUCACUGUCUCUCACCUUCUCCUCGCUCGAGUAUCACGUCAGCUGGGGCCCAGCCUGAUGACACAGUGUCUCUUCAGGAUUCCAGGAUGGACACACAAAGCAAAUUCAUAGAUUUGAAUAAAAAGAGAAGGAGCAUUUCAGACCCUGCCAAAAUUCUUGAAGUCCUAGGUGAUAAAUUUGUGGCCUCUGCAUGCAGCAAUGUGGGUGCCUUGGCUAUAACUCUUCCUGUCAUUGGAGAGGAGGAUGAGGACAUCUGGGAGGGGCUCGCAUACCAGAGAAGGCUGCCGGGAGCCCAAGAGCAAGCUAUCAUGUGGUAUGACCACAACAAUGCAGAGGAGACACCGCAACUGCACAUCAAGGAGGAAGAAGAAGAGGAAGACCCUGACUGCUUAAAAUAUUCAGUAGGCAUUUGCACACACCCUAGGACCCCCAAAGAAGACUUCAAGGCAGCAAAAACCAGUAGUGAGCCACCUCCAUUUGCUUCGGGAGUUGGAACUGCCACGCCUUUCCCCAGCUGUCUGUCUCCCUCCCCUCCAUGUCACUCUUCUCUGGCCUCUGUCUCUGACCUGGCCUGUGAGGGCUUUCAGCCCACCCAGGCCACCUCACCUCCUCUCCUUCCCAAAUACCCUCAUCAACAGGAGAUAAGUUCACCAGAACCAAAGGCUGAUUUAAAAAGCAAGACAUUUGUCCUGGGUAAGCCGCCUCGUAGCCCAGUGAUGUCUAAGAGGUCCUGCAGUUCACCCGUCAGCAGCUCCCACAGGCCACAUCGUUCUGUGUUCACUCAUGACAACAUUCAAGGUCAGGGGGAACCGUUUCAGGCUCUGUAUAACUAUACUCCUAGGAAUGAAGACGAGCUGGAGCUCAGAGAGAGCGAUGUCGUGGAUGUCAUGGAGAAGUGUGAUGACGGAUGGUUUGUGGGAACUUCGAGAAGAACCAAAUUCUUUGGGACUUUUCCCGGAAACUAUGUCAAGAGGCUGUGAACCGCCUUCUUCCUCAUUUACUCUGCAUUUCAGUCACACAUCCGCACAACUCACCUGGAACAUCCCAGCAGGCCUGCCGCUGUCAUGCCUUAUGGUUUCCCAAAGGCCAUUGCCAUCUCCACCUGCCGCCACCAAAUCACCAGCAGCAACUACUGCUGUGAGCCUUAGGGAGGCUGGGCGCUUAUAGGGAAAUGUGGCAAAACUUACACCCGCAUCAAUGCGGUUUCCUGCUUUCUGCCCUGAACUUUAAAAAUCUCUGUGUAUGGAAUCAGAAUGAAAGUCAUCAUAAUUAAAAAGAGUGGAAGAGUUAAGGCAGGAAAAAAAGAGGAGAGGAAGAAAGAAAGAAAGAAAGAAAGAAAGAAAGAAAGAAAGAAAGAAAGAAAGAAAGAAAGAAAGAAA
This is a messenger RNA of Chionomys nivalis (European snow vole), 6179 nucleotides long. RefSeq names its product sorbin and SH3 domain containing 2 (gene Sorbs2). The transcript has 30 exons. Bases 810 to 5780 code for a protein of 1656 amino acids. Gene Ontology annotation, biological process: Notch signaling pathway. Gene Ontology annotation, cellular component: dendrite; synapse; plasma membrane. Gene Ontology annotation, molecular function: protein binding. The record is from RefSeq and is a predicted model, not a curated record. Lineage: Eukaryota; Metazoa; Chordata; Mammalia; Rodentia; Cricetidae.